AUGUUUCCCGUCUCUACAUGUUGCUUGUUGCUGCCAUACGUUUGGGAAUACCGUGUGCGCGUUCCGUGCGAUUGUUUGAAGUUCUUCAAAACUUUUCAGGUGGAGCUGGAGAAGUUGAAUGCUGCCACUGAUGAGAUAAACAAACUGGAAUUGGAACUUGAUGAAUCUGUGAAAACAUUCCACCUGUUACUCAACGAGACGUCUCGGAGGCUUCAAGCUCUGACCAAACGUUUGGGGACUUGUGUGGAUAAGUCCCGGCCGUACCACGACGCGGUCGCGUCCUCGGUUGUAGCUCGAUCAGAAUGUCAACGGGCUGCUGUGCAGUUCCAGAGGGCUAGUGAGUUGCACGCAGCGGCUAAAGAAACGGUGACGCUCGCGGAGCAACGCUUCGUCAGUAAGCAAGAUGAGUGGCAGUUCGAUAGCAACUGGCAGGAGGUGCUCAAUCAUGCUAUCAUCAAGGUUAUGGACGCCGAGAAGCGUAAAGCGGAGAGUGGCCGCGAGCAUCAAAAGAAGGCGGCCGCGUACAUCGCAGCCGAGCGUAAGGUUACUCAGCUCGAAGAAAAUCUGAAGCGAAAUAUCAUCAAGUCAAGGAUAUAUUUCGACGAGAAGAAAUUAUGUGAUGAGCAGUUGCAAGCACAAAAUGAGAAAAUUGAAAAAUUACAACGUCUCAUAGCUGACGCUAAGUUUAGAUAUUCUAAGUCUUUGAAGGCCUUAGAAGAGAUAUCGGAGGAGAUACAUAGGCGUAGAGGGGAGUACCUGCCCGAUAAAGAUACUAUACCAGUCGGACCCAGAGAACCUGGUGUGGGCGCUGAAAGAGAUCCAGUUCAUGAUGAAAAUGAUACCAAUGAUGAAGACUCCAGUCUUCAAGAACUUAGAAUGCGUGUGAGAGAAUUAGCACUCAAACCCAUAGAUAGAAACGACGUAGAAACAGACGAGGCGUGGGCGCAGGAAUUGAAUGAAACAAUAAACAAGCUCGACCAACUGCUAAUGAUGAAGGAAACCAACCAGCAGAAGAAGUCCAAAUUUACCAACAAUUCGCCCAAAAACUCCAGCGCCCCAACAACUAGCACCAACACUGGAAAAUAUAGGGAUACAAAUCUGUCCCGUACUAAAUCUAUAAGUCGUGAAGUUAUAUAUGAAAACACAAACCCACCUAUCGCAAAGUCGGAUAAGUCAAAGAGUAUGAUGUCGUUAGAUGUGCUAGCUUUGGCAAGAGAUGCAACUAUAAUGGAUAGGGAGUCGUAUCUGAAAGCUGUUAUUGAAGAUAAAUCGCCAACAGGGACCUACACUGAGAGCAAUUCUGAUAGAAAUGAGAGUCCAGAUGAUAUUUUAAUGGUAGAAUGCGACUCGAGUGACUCGAACCAAAACCCAGUCAUAAGGAUGACAAGUUCUACAAUCACUGAUAGCGAUAAUAGU
This is a messenger RNA of Brenthis ino (lesser marbled fritillary), 1416 nucleotides long. The record is from the annotation of a GenBank genome assembly. NCBI's taxonomy places the organism in Eukaryota, Metazoa, Arthropoda, Insecta, Lepidoptera, Nymphalidae.